This is a messenger RNA of Heteronotia binoei (common prickly gecko), 935 nucleotides long. Its product is annotated as gap junction alpha-3 protein-like. Bases 12 to 935 code for a protein of 307 amino acids. Gene Ontology annotation, cellular component: connexin complex. Lineage: Eukaryota; Metazoa; Chordata; Lepidosauria; Squamata; Gekkonidae. The transcript has a single exon. The record is from RefSeq and is a predicted model, not a curated record. Gene Ontology annotation, biological process: cell communication.
AUCCGGUGCCCAUGGGGGACUGGCACCUGCUUGGAAGGUUGCUGGAGAGUGUGCAAGAGCACUCCACAGUGGUGGGCAAAGUCUGGCUGACGGUGCUCUUCAUCUUCCGCAUUCUCGUCCUGGGUGCUGCUGCAGAGAAGGUGUGGGGGGACGAGCAGACCAACUUCUCCUGUGACACCAAGCAGCCUGGCUGCCAGAGUGUCUGCUAUGACCAGACUUUCCCUAUCUCCCACAUCCGGUUCUGGGUGCUGCAGAUCAUCUUUGUCUCCACACCCAGUCUCAUCUACCUGGGCCACAUCCUGCACCUGGUGCGCAUGGAACAAAAUGAACAAGAAGGCCAGGAAACUCAGGGUAGCUCCUUUACAGGACAGCCUAAUCCCACCAAGGUCUCCAUUCGGGAUACUCAAGGUAGGAUCCGCCUCCAAGGGGCCAUUCUGAGGACAUACAUUUGCAACAUCAUCUUCAAGACCCUCUUUGAGGUGGGCUUCAUCUUGGGCCAGUACGUCCUGUAUGGGUUUGAGCUGAAACCUCUCUACACCUGCAACCGCUGGCCCUGCCCCAACACAGUCAAUUGCUACAUCUCCCGCCCCACUGAGAAGACGAUCUUCAUCCUCUUCAUGCUGGCUGUGGCCUGCCUCUCACUCCUGCUCAACAUAGUAGAGAUGUACCACGUGGCCUUCACCAAAUGCAGGGUGAGGCAGUCAGCCAGACACAGUGCAGGUGCAGAAGAGGCUAUGGGUCCUGACCCCCACAGACACGGCAGCCCCACUCCACCACACAGUAUCUCUUUGCAGGCUGGUGACAAGGCCGCUAAGGGGGAGAGCCCUGGAGCAGGAAUGGUGAAUGACAGCCCCGCUUGGGUUGCAAGCCAGACACAAGACAGCAAGUACAGCAAGACCGGCAGCAAAUGGAAGCCCAGCGAUCUAGCUGUUUAG